Molecule: messenger RNA, 636 nt
Organism: Periophthalmus magnuspinnatus
Lineage: Eukaryota; Metazoa; Chordata; Actinopteri; Gobiiformes; Gobiidae
Gene: atp6v0e1
Product: ATPase H+ transporting V0 subunit e1
Exons: 4
Coding region: 108-353 (81 amino acids)
Biological process (GO): proton transmembrane transport
Cellular component (GO): proton-transporting V-type ATPase, V0 domain
Molecular function (GO): proton-transporting ATPase activity, rotational mechanism
Source: RefSeq, a predicted model, not a curated record
UGGUCAUGUGACGCGUUCUGCCUUUCGUCGUGUAGCAACAGUGAGUGCAGAAGUUGUCUUUAAAGUUUGAUAACUGCAGACAAAGCUACUUUUUCUCGAAUCUAAACAUGGCGGAUUUAGGUUUUGUCAUUUCUAUGUCUGUGAUGACUCUGUUUUGGGGGAUUGUCGGCGGAGUUGUGCCUUGGUUCAUCCCUAAAGGACCAAACAAAGGGGUUAUUGCCACAAUGCUGGUUCUAACUUCUGUCUGCUGCUAUUUGUUCUGGCUGAUUGCGAUUCUGGCUCAGCUAAAUCCACUCUUUGGACCUGCCCUGCGCACUGAUGUUAUCAUGUUUCUUAGUUAUCGUUGGCCGUAGAACAUAGAGGAUAGAAAGACUUGGUACUGGCAGAAACCAUUUUAUCAUUCCAAGAGUUCAGCCUUAAAUUUGGAUUUACUUCUUGUGCCUUAAAUCGAGUUUAUAUCCAGAAAACUGAGGCCUUGUGUCACCAAUUGUGCUUUACAUUUGUGCACCGCAAUCGACACUUUGGAGGAAGACACUGUUGUACAUGUAUGUGUAUGUUGUUAUAUAUUGUAUGCUGUUGUUAAUAUAAUUUAAAAGUUGUGACCUGUUGGUGUAAUGUGCUGUAUGUGACCCAUUC